AAAUUCAAGAUAGUGACGUUUUCACUGUCGCGUAUGUCGCCGUUGUUGCUACCUGCUAACAUAAAGUUUAGAGUGUGCGCGCGCAUUUGCCAAUGACGGCCUUACAAUUUCCGGGAAAUGCCAACAUAGAUUAUCAUUGUCACAGACAACUUGUGCCUUAGAAGCGAUCCGGCGACAUGUCGUAUCAGCAGAAAAGGUUUUACCUUUUUAACUGCGACAACACUUAUAGUUUAGAGACAGUUGAGAAGCUUUUGCUUGAGGCAGGCGACAACUAUGGCUUCAAAAUCUCGGUUGAUCGUCUUUGUUUUGGUCUGCAACGAAUGGCUGAGGUGUGCGACAGGACUUUACCUCACCUUGUAAUGGAUUAUGCUAUCUUUGUUGUUCAUGCAGACGAAUCUCGUCUUUCCAUCAACGAAGACAACGCAGGGAUUGGUUACGCGAGGCUUUACCGUGCUCUGCUUCAAAAAACAGGUGGGUCUCAAUGUAGCUCGCAUUGGCUUCCAUUAUUUCUGAGGCUAAACUUCAGAAAGGUGGCAUUGUAUAUAUUUUAUAAAUUCAACGCAGACCCCUUUUAUAAAUACCCGUCAUUAAAGAUUCUUCCAAAAAUUAACGCACAGAUAAUGGUGAUAUGGAAACAGAAAGUCAUUUAUACGUUUUACAGAGCCACGUAUGCAUAAGGCACGGCGGAAGUGCUACAACACUUUCGAUAUCUAACUUCUAGGUCACGUGAGGGAAUGCCACGUAAAGAAAUGAUGGUCUGGCGCGACAUUAGAAAACCGGAAAGAUGUCUUGGAGAGAUUUCGCAAUAGUGUCCAAUGUUUUUCAUAAGAUAUUUAGGUGACAAGAGCGGAAGCAUUUCCUGGAAAGCCUCGGCCAUGACAGGUGACCACCGAAACCGGAAGCGUUUCUCAGAAAGGCGGAAGUGUUACAACACUUUCGAUACCGAAAGUCGAGGCCACGUGACAGACUGCCACAUGUUUUUCAUAAGAUAUUAGGUGACAAGCAGGGCGGAUAAAGGUUGGGCGGUGAAACGAGCGCGUCCGAGCAAAAAGAUGUGAUGCAGUGGACUGGGACUCUGCUUAGAAAUUUCGCUUGUUUUCGACUUCGGUCAGGGCUUGCGAUGUGGUUUUGUCCAUUAGACACUGCCGCUGUCACUGAAUUAUGACGGCUUGAUUUGUUUUCUUGCACUUCUUCCUCGUUCCUUUGUGCUGGUACGCUGUCUCCGAGAGGCAAAUGUUGCUAUUUUUGCGGGAGGUUUAGUUGGAGUAGACAAACAUCUCUUUCAAAGGGUUUCUCUUAUUACUUCCAUGACUCUACCACUGAAUUAUAUUUUCGUUCUACUACUCGCCAAUGUCGAUGUUAUUCCAAAACAAAAACAACUAAGUACUGUCUAAAACACGAAGGAAAAUCUCAUCCAUGUCAUCCAUGGCAAAACUAAAAGACAGCAGAUCGUGUUUCAUAACUAGAUGACGUGUAUUUUAUAAAUGCGUGCAGCUCGUAUCAUCAUUCUUUUUAAUUUUGAAAAAAACAUCUCAUACGUCUUUCUGUUUCUUCGAAACUUCAGAAUUAGUUUCCCCUUAGUUUUAACUGUUUACCUUGUUUUGUUUUAGAGAGAAAAACGGAGAAAAAAGCUUACGACGAACCUCAAUAAAUUUUGUUUACAUGCCGUUGCCAGAUUUGCGACGCAUUGCGCGAAUCGCCAUGGCGCGUUGUACCCGAGAAGCAAAGUUUGAAGCAGUACAACGCCACAAUAUCAAAAUAUAUCAAUCUAAUUUUUUGUUAUAUUAUAUAAAAUUUACCCCCCUUUAACAUAUGUAAAAAUUGAGGUUAAGAAGUGUUAAGCUUUUGCAAACGAAACGGUGAAAGACGAUUAGGCGAUAUUUAGUAGAAGGAGGAAGUAUUCAAAACUUUCAAAUUAAACUAAAAUUUUGGCAUUAUACUACCAACAAGUUUGACUUAAGGGCAUACAGACACAAAAAUAUGAAACUGUUUAUUGAUAUUGUUAUGAAACGAAUUUAUCUAUUUAACAUUGUAGCCUGAAAUUACAGAAAGAAAAUAGGAUUUCGGGUUUGCAAAAAGGAAAAUUUCGCCGGCCUUCAAGCGCACCGGAAGCGCGGAAAGAGCGCUCGUGCCAGUCCUACUCCGCAUCACACAUUAAAUGCAGAGCAGAGUGCUCGUUUCACCGCCCAACCUUUAUCCGCCCUGGUGACAAGGGCUUAAGCAUUUCUUGUAAAGACCUCAGGUAUGGAAGGUGACCACUGAAAUCGGAAACGCUUUUCGGAAAGAUUUUGUAACACUGAAUUCAACAUAAACUGUAGAAAAUUUAGUUAACACACACCCGCGAAAUUAAAUGAUUGAUAGUUUGAUCGUAAUAAAAUAGUGGGUAGAAUGUAAAUAGAGCCAUGAUAAUCAGGAAUAUGUUGAAAUCCUGACCUUCCUGUCAGCCAGGUUUAAUGUAUCACAUCAAAACUCUGUAUGAAGUUAUGAAUAUAUGAAAAUCAUAAAUGUGAACUGCGGAGUGAAGAAUUAUAAAGGGUCUGAAUGGGUCAUUAUAUAAAAGUAGAUCAUCGGAGUUAUAGACGCAACGUUUCCAUUGCGUCUAUAACUGCAAUGAUCUUCCUUCAUACUAGUAAUAGUUGACACUACAGCUGCCCCCGUUCUGUAUAUUGUCGGUCAAUAGUAUUCUUGCUGGUUGUGUAGCUCUUUGAAAUGUGCCGAUUCAUAAUGAAGAUUUUCUCACAUAUUUCACACAACAGGUGAGAUAAAUGCAGGAAACGCAAGGUUCCAUGCACAGUUUCAGCUCGAUUUACACAGCUUUGAUCAAAACAUUCUCAGUUUCGAGAAUAGUUUAUUCUAAACCAUAAGAAAAGAUUUAAUUUGAAGUUGAAUUUUUCGCUAUUUCUCUUUCCCUUUUUACAUUCACUUCAUUUUAUUUGCCGGAAAGUAAGCCUUAGAAAUUAAAAGGACGUUUGAUCGAUUCACGCUAGCGCAUUCUAGUCUUACUUGAAACUUUGUAACGGAAUGACAUCUGUGAGCAGGGAAUAAGUCAGCACAGAAUUUGAUAGUCGGCGAAUUUCUGUAAAUCUCCGUCAAUCUGCUAGGGAUAAGUUAGCCGUUGUUCACUCGUCUUGCUUGUUUGGGGCUGAGUCUUAUUCCGGUCAAAGAGAGGGAAAGAGUGUCUGGCAAGGUUUUCAAUAUAAAUCAAAGAUUUGUGAACUCGUGUCUGGCAAACUCUCCAAGUGUUUAUGUAUACACAGUUAAACGCACCUUAUAACCUCCCCUGCGCUUAACGAGUGUCUUUUGGUCCAUAACUUUCAAAACAACUGCUCCACAGAAUGUCACAGCGUAACGCAAAAGAGUAUCGAAGUAUGACUGCACAAUAAAUGUCAUAAAAUCUACCUGAGCGCGCUGUCCCUUCGGGAUUUUCUGUCUUUACGUCAUCCUAACCAUUUCGUACUUGCGGGCGCAAACAAUAGAAACGUCAUCAUUACCUACCGAUUCCUCGCGGCCUCAGUUCGAGCAAAUCGAGAUUUUUUCUAGUAUACUGACUGUAUAUUGGAACUGUAAGUACUGUCCUUAAUAUACGCGCGAGUUACUAGGGUGCCUCCUCGGGAUAUCGUCUCUGGGCGAAAUCCCUACGGGGGGCAAUAAUUUUUCACUCCGCAGUUUAAAAAUAUGAUUUUCAUAUAUUCAUAACUUUAUCAUCAUCCUUUAACGGGUUUAUAACGAACCAAUUCAACGACCUGCUCCCGGUUGUCUCGUUAGCUUAAUUCGUACAGCGCUGCACCGGUAUCGCAGAGGUCAAGGUUUCUUUUCGCAACUGCAAAAGUUGCGUCUAUAACUGCGGUGAUCUUCCGUGAAAUAAAACUCUGUAUACUGCUCAAUUUACAGCCAUUCCAUAUUGCCACUUUGCUUUCAGAUAAUAAAGUGCUGAUCGUGAUAGGCGGAGACAAAUAUUACAGAGAUCAAGACGAAAAAGCGCGGUUUGUCAUCUCGCGCUGGGCGAGAAGGAAGGUGUCUUCCCAGUUUGGUGAAGAGUUUCUGGAUGGAAGACAAAGCUUCAUCUUCUCUUGGAAUGAAAAUCACCAACCGAUUCACGAGGAAGCGAUGUACCACUUUCUAGAACCCCGCAAAAGAGGGUGCAAGUUUGAAUACACACCUCCCAAACCCUUGCCCAAGCCCGUAGCACCUGUGGUCCCUCAACCCUUACCGAAGCCCGAACCAUCUGUGGCCCCUUGGACAACAGGCACUUACCCGAGACCGGAGGUAAAGCUAAUUUCCGUUUCCUUUCUUCCAAACAUCCUUUAUGUAUGAACUAAGGGUUAAUUCUCUAAGGAAUGUUCUGUAAAGUCAAUUCAAGAGAGCGCUCCUCCUACAACUAACAAUCCCCGGGCAUUUUUUUAUUUUAAAACAGGUUCAAUGCCCCCUAUGUCGGGUAGUUAGUAUGAGAAAUCAAAUCAAUAUUGCUUCCCUGUGAAGAACAAAAUUAUUAUAAACCAAUCAGUUAAAAAAUAUUAUCAAGUCGAGGACGAUACUUUUUGCGACAAAUUUUCUAUUCUCGUCCAAAUAUUAUUUACCUUAAAUUGAAUAUUGACGAUAAGCAGCAAGUUACGGUCCUUUCCGCCCCCCCCCCCCUCCGGGCAUGUGCUGCUGGCCUCUCAGAGCCCAUACCCCAUUACAGUCUAUUCUGUGGCCAAUUACAGACCCCAUCUUAGUCACUCAGAUGAGACCCUAUCCAGCGGCUCAUUUUCAUUAGCCUCUUAUAAGAAAGUACUCUCCCGGGCUUUCCCACCCUUUAAAACUGGCAGCAUUUAGUAGAAACCAAACAAGAGACGUUUUCAAAAAUUUUCGGUGUGCAAAAGAUAAUUAUGUUGUUUUUCCAGGUGGACCAUAGACUCACAGAAAACACAAAAUCGAAGUCUAAUUGCUAAAUAGAAUUCAAAUAACAAUUACCAUAAAAAUCUGAAGCUGUUUAUUCAUCAUAAUUCAAAGUUGUUGAGUCUCCUUGUGUAUCCUUUUCUAGGACUUUAGAGAUGCUAAUACAUCUCACCGUAGACCCUUCAACAACUGGGAAUCACAAAAAAGUGAGUUGACAUAUGAUUUGGAGAAAGGCACUUAUGAAGGUGAAAUACUCUCUCUUUGGGUGUUUGGAAAAACAUAGUUAAACUUAUAUACUACUAUUAACAUAGAAAUACACCUUUUUUAGGAUCUUCUCUUGGUUGUCUAACCUUCAUCUGUCACUGACGAACCACCCAUACAAAAAACCGAAUUAUAGUUAUAGCGUUAAAAGUGUAGGUUUUUCCGAAGUUUAAAAAGUUGUUGUUUUUCUUUUUUUAGUUGUUGAUCGUUGUAUCUAAUUACGCCGAUGUUUAAAGUUAUCGAAUCGUAAUCUGAUAUGAUAUGGAUGUUGAUAGAACAAAUAUGCUCUGAAACGUUCCUUCUUGUAAUCAUUAAUUGUGAUGAAAUAGACCAUUCUUUGUGUAAAAAAAGGUUCUUAUCUGAAAUUGUCAAUGGCCAGCUCAGGUAGUUGUCAUCUCUAUGAUAUAAUUUCCUUUCUUUCCUUUCACUUGUUCGGCUCCAUUGCAGGUGUAUUUUAGCUUUCCAAGCCAACCUCGUUUCCAGGAUUCUCUCUCUUGCCUCGAGAAAGACGGCUGGAGACAGAACCCCAGGGAUUGUCGUCAGGCGUCCCCGCCCCCACCCCUUCAUUGCAGGGAUUAAGUAACAAGUCAAAAGAGCUUGUGCGUAGGACACGCUUUGUUGAGAAAUAGAGUUAUAAGGCAACGUACAACAUGCAUCUCAUAAACUGUGUGAUUCUUUCAUAUUCUAGCUUUGAAUAUGGGUGGUAGUGGAGUACCACCUGUUUACCUGGCAGGGACCGUGUUAUUGGAGACGUACGUCCGUUAUGGAAGUAUUUCAUUUAACACUGAGGACAUCUUCCAGGAGGAAGGAGGAUGGCGACCAACAGCGAAACAGGUGUCAGACCUUAUGAGCGGCUUCAAGUCCACACCUUUGGCUAAAGUAACUUUCGUCAGCACUGGUAACGGAGAGGUUUCUUAUUCGGUUGUCAAGGUGACAACUGACGAUUGGUGGGAGCGCUGGUUGUCAACUUCCGGUAGAUUUCGACCGUGUUUUUCCUGGCUUAAGAGAAACUACAAGGUCUGUACUGUGGCGUGCGUUUUAAGCCUGGUUGUCUUGCUCGGGUAUUUGUGGAGUAGUAAGGAUUAGUUUAGGCGCGGUUAAUUGUUUACCAUUUACGAAAAGAUUCCGAAAAAUCUGGUUGGAAAGUGAAUGGAACUUUAUAAGGCUCGAUUACCAACAGCUGUUCGUGAUAUGAGCCUGCCCCUAAGCGUGUUCUAUGGAACAUGCGUACGAUUUCUUAUGUUAUUCCAGUGGAAAAUUUCCGGGAGCAACGGAACAUCUGACAAGGUAAUCCUGUUUUUCCCGUCGAAAGGUUCCAAGAGGAAACUUUGAUACCAUUUUCAGGCUUCGCGGCCGUUAACUGAUUUGUGCACCAAGGAUGGUAAACAUUGCCAGCUUUCUCAUGUAAAUGGUAAACAACCGUUGACUGCAGACAGGUCGCUGAGACUGCAAGUACAGAUUACAUGUAAUAUCGUAGCAACAUGUUGCUGAAAAGGACAACAAUAAUGUGGUCGAUUUAGUUCUGUCUAUCUUUCAAGACCAAGCUUUCUGGUCGUGUUGAUUAAAAGUUUAAUAAACACGUUUGAAUCCUUAUUGUUUGCUGUCUACAGACUUAUUUAUUCGUAGAAAUUUUUGUUUUUCUCCCCGAUCUUCAUUAACUUGAAUAUAAAUCUGUUCACUUAAUACCAUUUCCUACAUUGGCGCCUUUGGAAAAGCAUCAAUUUUGUGACCCCUUGCGUGACCACUAACAAGUUCGGCGAGUGCGCAUUCCCGGAUGUCGUCCCAAAUUCCGGGAAAUUCCCCAACAAAGAGACGACCUCGCGACAAGUAUUGAGGUGAAAACGACAUGGCGAAUCAGUUAAAAUUUUUCCUUUUUAACUGUGACAACACUUAUAACUUAGAAGUAGUGGAGAAGUUUUUGCUUGACCUUGAGGAGAAAUAUGGUUUCAAAUUCUCGAUUGAUCGUCUUGCUUUUGGAUUGCAACGGAUGGGUGAGGUGUGCGAGAAGAUUUUACCCUCGCUGGUGAUGGACGUCGCUGUUUUUGUGGUUCAUGCAAACGAAUCUCGUCUCUCCAUCAACGAAGACAACGCUGGAAUUGGUUACGCGAGAAUCUACCGAGCUUUGCUUCAGAAAACAGGUGGGUUUCUGAAUGUUGUCCCUUAGUUAACGCCGUUGUUUUAAAGUAACAACACAUGUAACUGGCAAAUUUCAUGCUGUAGAUCCCAAGUAGUAAAACUUAAGACAUGGCAAUAUGCAAACGCAUAAGUAUCAAACAUAAAUAACAACUAAACUUACUGAAGCCACAUAUCAGCUGACAUAUGCAUACACAGGAAAGGCGGAAGUGCCAUAUUUCUCUCUAUAUUAAUCAAACAUUGCAGCCUGUUCUGCCUUUCACGGUUAAGGUUCUUAUUGAUUAAAAACUGCUUCAAUCCGGUUUGUGUAAAAAAAUCAGGAUAAAAAAUGGUAAAUCAAUGAAGAAAGCGUAAGAAGAGAGUAAACUCCAUAGAGUACUUUCGAUUUCGAUCGUCACGAGGUCGCCUGUCACGGCAUGCCACCCGAAAAGGGCGGAAGUAUUUCUUAGAAGAUUGUCACGCGAUACCAGUUCUUGGAAGAUCUUGCACAGUCAUUGACAAAACCGGAAGCAUUUCUUGGAAAGAAGAGACACAUUGCAGUGAUCACCAAAACCGGAAGCAUUUCUAGAAAGAAAAAACUUUGAUAUGUACGAAGGAUCAAGGUACGAAACAAAGCUAAACAAAGGUGCCUGUUUCUAAUGGAUCUUGUCAGCAAAAUGUUUGUACUAGUAAACAAAACUAAAGAAGCAAAUUUUAUUUUCUUCCAGGAAUGACUAUCACUACAAGAAAAUUAGUUACAUUUUAGAAGGCCAAGAAACAAAAGAAUACGUUAUUUCCUGGCAAUAUUUGAAGUAUAAGGAAAUGUGUCGCAUUUAAUCAUUCUCUGAAGCAGUCAGGUCAUCCCUGACGAAAUACUUGAAGAACAGAACUACCGUAAAAUUCCGAAAAUAAGCCCCUCCGUGUAUCAAGCCCCUCAAACUCGUAACGCAAAAAACCGUCCGUUAAAUCGCCCCUCCGAAUACAAACCCCCGGGGGUUUAUACUUGGAAAGUGCCCUCAAAUACAACAUAAAACAAAGCAAAAACGGCACAGUGACAUAUUAAAUUUUUGCAUUUGCCAAAGAACUAUUACAUGUGUGCCAAGUGUUUGUAGUCAGACAGUGUCACAGUUAAUUGCUGUUUGCGUGGAUCCUCUUCACUCUUGGCUUUUAUUUCCUCGGUCCGUAUUGACAAAGUACUUGCAUGGCUACGUUUUAGAAACGUCUAUGUCCCCAAGGCAAGUUUCAGUAAAAACAUUCUGGAAAUUACUGACGUAAAUUGCCUUUCAACUAUAAGCUAGCCCAAUCGAUUUUGAGACGCAAAUUUCCCUCCAAGUAUAAGCCUGGCCGAUUUUGAAACGCAAAGUUCCUUCCGUAUAUAAGCCCCUCCGAAUAUAAGCCCCCUCCAAAAAUAAGCCCGUCAAAAAGGGCCUCAGUUUGCAAGAGUGUCCUGAUUGUCACUCCUCUUCACAGGAGUGAUGAGGCAUUAAUCAUGGAGCAGCCUCGCCUCCCUUACGGUCAAUCAAAACGCUAAAAACUGCUUUUACUCACUGUACAUGACGUUUCCGCGUAUUGUCUUUUUUUCAGAUAACAGAGUGCUGAUCGUGAUAGGCGGAGACAGAUACUACCAAAAUGAAGACGAAAAAGCGCGGUCUGUCAUCUCGCGCUGGGCAAAAAGGAAGGUGGCUUCGCAGUUCGGUGAAGAGUAUCUGGACGGAAGACAAAGCUUUAUCUUCUCCUGGAAUGAAAAACACCGACUGAUUCACGAGGAAGCAAUGCGACAUUACCUCGAUCCCGAAAAGAGGGGAUCCAAGUUUGAAUACACACCUCCCAAACCCCAGUUGCCGAAGCCCACAGAACCUAAAGUCCCUCAGCCCUUGCCGAAGCCCAUACCGCCUUUGGAUCCUCGACCGGCUAGUGCAGACACAGAUCUAGGCAGGGAGGUAGGCGAUAACCUCCUUCUUUCGUUAAAUUAAUAAUAAAUAAUUAAUCCUUUCACUCGCCAUUCCAUCGUUCACUCGAAAUUCCAUCUUAAGUGCUGCCAAGGGCAUUUCAUUUAAAUGGUGACACCAUAAGAUUUCCUUUACGGACUCACCUCUUAACAGGACUCCAUCAUUCACUAUGGUAGUAAAAGGGUUGAACUCCCUUCCCCUAACUCCCAGUCAAAAGUCAAGUCAGGUUUAUUGUGUAAAAUACGCUUAGCUAUUUGUGAGAAAACUCAGUAGCUACUUUGCAGGUACUAGUACACAUUAAAAUAAUAAAUUAAAAACGAAUAGAUAAUUAUAACUGAAAUAAAUAAAAAAUAACUGAUUGAAAAGAUAAAAUUAAUGUUAAAAAAUUAUUUACAUAAUACUAGGAAAUUUCACAAAUAAGAUAAAGCUGGAACUAUUUACAAUGCAAUAGAGUGGUAGUAGUAGUUAAUUAUAGUAAAGUCAAGUCCAGUUUUCUUCUGUAUUUAAGAUCAUAUAGUUCUAUAUGAAUUUGGUAUUGAAUUCCAUAUUUGUGGUGCUGUAAACCUCCACGAUUUAAGGCCGUAUUUUGAGGAGUUGGCCAACUUGAUGAGAGCCUGGCCAAACCUCGGACAAAACUACUGAGACAGUUCCAUCGCCAUUUUUUAACUUUUGCACCAUACUACUAUCAGUAUCUCGUUUAAACAAAACUAAAGCAAGCCCCCUCCCCACCCCCUAUUCAACGCUAACGUUGUUUUGGUCUAAAAAGCAACAUGAUUCUCUAGUCAUCUUAAACAACAUUGGAUAAGAGAAAACGGAAAUUAAUUUGGCGACAAUGGCGACGGUUUCCAUUUUUGCUAUUUUUUGCGAUAUGUCUCAACAGGUUUUGCGCGAGGUUGUUGCUAUUUUGUUGCUAUUAAAAAUGGUUUUAAUUAUACUUAUGGGUGACACAACUCAUCCUUUUCAGUCUUUUCAGCCAGAGUAUCUUACUACUGGAUGAAUCAAUGAAGGUUGUUUAAAGAGAAUCUUCGGUAUAUAUAGAAUUCAUAAAACUGUACCUCGUAUUAAAGUAAAGUUUCUUGACUCCCCGUAUAGUCGUCUUUGGUAGAGAGUGACAAGGAAAACCUUAUCCAGGACAAUAAAGAAGAUACUGUAACCCACCGUAGAUCUUUCAGGGAUCGGGAUCAGCCAAAAAGUGAGUUGAAACAUGACUUGGAGAAAGUCACUUACGGAGGUGAAAGUCUUUCUGUUUCAAUGAUAUCCGAUUUGCAUAUCAUACAUUGUCAAAGUUUAUAGGUGUUUGGUUAUAUCCUUUAUUAAUAUCAAAAGCUGUGUUACCACCUUAAUGCCAAGUACAAAACGCCUUGACACCACGUGUACAUAAAAGUUGCUCGUUUUAAGGUUAUAGGUUUUUGUACCAGCUUGGCCUGUUCAUAAUGCAUUAUUUUUUACAUAUUUUCCAGUAAGAUCUUCGGGAUCGGGCGCUUACCGGCUAUCUUAGAUUCAAAUGUACCGAGGGGGAUGGUCCCGGUCCGGGGCUCUAUAGCAGUGGGGGAGUCCUUCCAAACCGUCCCCCGCCCCCCAAAGUAGAUUCGGUACAUUUGGAACCAAGAUGGCUGCGAGCCCGUAGGGGUGGGUGCUCGAUCGAUCCCGUCAAUGCUACGAAAAAAUAGGGGGCUGUGAACAGUCUAAUUUCCGCUCACAUUCGCUAGUUUUGGAUGCUCCGGAGAGCCUAAUUAUAAAAUACUGUUUUUUUUUUUUCGCAUUCCUUUAUAAGGAAUUACUCGAUAAAUGAACUUAACGAACUGACAUUUGCAGCUAUAGGGCCUGGUGAACUGACACCGCCGGCAACUUACCAAGGAGGAGACAUCAUUCUAUUGGAGGCAAAAGUUCGUUAUGGAAAGAUUUCUUAUGAAGAUGAGGAUGUCUUGCAGAGAGAAAGAGGAUGGCGACCUUCACUGAAACUUGAGGCAGAUGUGGAGACCGACCUAAAGUCCUACCCUGUCCUUACAGUGACGUUCUACCAAACUGGUGAUGGAUCAAUCACUUAUAAGUAUGACAAGCUGAAACCUUCCCCUAGCACAAGCGACUGGGGGAUUUGGAGAUUUAUGGUCGCGUGUUGUGAGAUCCUUGCUCAGUGCUGUGGGAUUCUUGCUCAGUGCUUGAGGGACAUUUGGGGGUGGUGCCGGGGCCGCUAA
This is a messenger RNA of Porites lobata, 11395 nucleotides long. The record is from the annotation of a GenBank genome assembly. Lineage: Eukaryota; Metazoa; Cnidaria; Anthozoa; Scleractinia; Poritidae.